Tribolium castaneum (red flour beetle) is the source of this 823-nucleotide messenger RNA. It is a transcript of the gene CHMP2B, whose product is annotated as Charged multivesicular body protein 2b. NCBI's taxonomy places the organism in Eukaryota, Metazoa, Arthropoda, Insecta, Coleoptera, Tenebrionidae. Bases 107 to 754 code for a protein of 215 amino acids. Gene Ontology annotation, biological process: endosome transport via multivesicular body sorting pathway; protein transport; late endosome to vacuole transport. The transcript is spliced from 4 exons. Gene Ontology annotation, cellular component: ESCRT III complex; multivesicular body. The record is from RefSeq and is a predicted model, not a curated record.
CUAUAUUUAAAAAUAUGUUUUUUACAUAACCUCAUACUUGUCAAUGUCAACAUUUAAAUAAACGUCAAAUUAAGAUAUGAGUCACAAUCAAUAGCACAAUUCGAAAAUGUCAAUGUUCAAUUUUUGGUCAAAACCUGACCCUAAAGAGGAGCAACGUCAAGUGGAUCGACAGUUGCGGAAAGUGGGCCGAGAUUUAGAACGGGACCGUCGAGAACUCGAAAGAGAGGAGAAAAAAUUGGAAGCAGAGAUCAAAAAACUAGCAAAAGAAGGCAACAAUGAAGGUUGCAAAUUAUUGGCAAAACAACUCGUACAAUUGCGCAAACAAAAGAACAGAUCUUAUUCGGCCACUAGUAAAGUUCGGGGAAUUUCCGCGCAAAAUAAAGCCAUGGGGGCUAACGUCAAACUGGCAAAUGCCAUGGGCGUAGCUGGGAAAACAAUGUCAGACAUGAACCGUAUCAUGAAACCUGAACAAAUUGCAGCUAAUGUGAACGCUUUCACUAGAGAGUCAACGAAAAUGGAAAUGACUGAUGAAAUGAUUAAUGAGUCACUGGAUGACAUUUUGGCCGAAUCUGGCGAUGAGGAGGAAAGUGAUAACAUCAUCAGCCAGGUUCUGGACGAAAUCGGUAUCGAGAUAAGCGGGAAAAUGGCAGGGGCGCCUUUACCGGAAAAAGGGAAAAUCGGGGAAACCUCCAAAGCCAGCAGCGGCCUUACCGACGAGGAAAUAGAGGCGCAGUUGGCCAAACUGCGAGCUUGAAUAUAUUUUCGAUAAAACAUUGUUGUAAUUUUUUAUUCAUUAAUAAAUACAAUUAAGUAACUUAAAUAA